This is a messenger RNA of Magallana angulata, 777 nucleotides long. RefSeq lists its product as uncharacterized. Lineage: Eukaryota; Metazoa; Mollusca; Bivalvia; Ostreida; Ostreidae. The transcript has 2 exons. Bases 97 to 651 code for a protein of 184 amino acids. The record is from RefSeq and is a predicted model, not a curated record.
UUAACUCGUUUCAAGGUGGAAAUAUCACUGUCACAUCCAUUGUACUGAUUCACCCACUCUGCAUGAAGCAAAUUUCUACACUGUUUGUCCAACAUAAUGACAUAUUUGUCUGUCCUUAUUUUGAACUCCUUUUGUUUUCACAGGCAAGAUUUAGAUGUCAGUAGAGGCUCCGCAAAAAGAUGGUUGAGGAGGAUACGUCAACUCCACAGGACAGAAGAGACAUCAUCAAAACCUUUGGUUUUCAUUUCAACGGUGAAUGGAUAUCAUCAAUUUCGUGCCACACCACCCACAGGAAUCAACUUCCCCAUGACAAUUGAGCCAGAGACCAACAAUCCCUAUGACAGGUUUGCUUGUCUUGUUAAAGCCCCAGCCCAGGACCAUCUUCAAGGAAGAUACUUAGAAUUCAGUGGCGUCACCUUUGGAAGAGUGCCUAAGAACAUUUGCAAUGUCAUCAGUGUGGAUAAGAGAAAACAGAUUCUGUUGCGAGCAAGAUGUGUCUUUCUAGGACAUAUGGUGCAUGACGGCCAACAGAGAGGAGGGGGACCAAAACUGGUGUGCAUGUACCUUCUGGAGUACAGGAACAAUGUGAACAUUCAUGAAGUAGGAAAUCACCUUAGAAGAUAUGUCAACGAGGACUUCAUUUUUAUGUGAAUGUUUGUGUCUGAGCAUUGAAAAGGAAAUAUUUAGACUUUGACUGAACAAAUUCAUCAUAUUCAUUAAGUGAAAUGGAAUAAUCUGCUUUGUAUGUGUGUCAGUCAAACAUAUUUGUCAAUAUAC